This is a messenger RNA of Trichophyton rubrum CBS 118892, 366 nucleotides long. RefSeq names its product V-type proton ATPase subunit F. The record is from RefSeq and is a predicted model, not a curated record. Gene Ontology annotation, biological process: proton transmembrane transport. The transcript has 5 exons. Gene Ontology annotation, cellular component: fungal-type vacuole membrane; proton-transporting V-type ATPase, V1 domain. Bases 1 to 366 code for a protein of 121 amino acids. Gene Ontology annotation, molecular function: proton-transporting ATPase activity, rotational mechanism. NCBI's taxonomy places the organism in Eukaryota, Fungi, Ascomycota, Eurotiomycetes, Onygenales, Arthrodermataceae.
AUGUCUUCAGGCUCCAAGGAUAGGCAAUUUCUCGCCGUGAUCGGAGAUGAGGACUCUGUGACCGGACUUCUACUUGCAGGCAUAGGUCACGUAACGGAUCCUCCAGACUCCCAGCGCAAUUUCCUUGUCGUUGACUCCAAGACCGAAACGAGUGCCAUUGAAAAAGCGUUCAAAAAUUUCACACAAGAGAGAAAGGAUAUCGGUGUCCUACUCAUAAACCAGCAUGUGGCUGAAAGAAUACGAAAUAGCGUAGACAAAUUCACCGAAGCUUUCCCGGCCGUGCUUGAGAUUCCAAGCAAGGACCAUCCUUACGACCCCGAGAAGGACAGUGUAUUACGACGUGUGAGAAGACUCUUUGGCGAGUAG